UGCGUUUCAGUCGUUGUCGGUAGUUUGACUAACGAGCAGCGCUGCCCUCCCCCGGCGAAGCCACAUACACACACUACCGGUGACUCGUCACUCCGCGCUGGAAGAUGGCUGCGGUGGAGCGGACCCCGGUCAGGGAAGGGAUCCGAAUAGUUUCACUGUGUGUGUGCUGGUACACGGUCAGCUCGGGGGGCAACAUCGUCAAUAAAAUCAUCCUGAACGGAUUCCCGUACCCGGUCACCGUAUCUCUGUUUCACAUCAUCUCUAUCGUCGUCUUCCUCCCGCCGCUGUUGCGGGCAUGGGGGGUCCCCAAAACAGAACUGCCGGGCAGGUACUACCGGUGGUACAUCUUGCCUUUAGCUUUUGGAAAAUAUUUUGCAUCUGUGUCGGCUCACUUCAGCAUAUGGAAAGUUCCGGUUUCAUAUGCGCACACGGUCAAAGCCACAAUGCCAAUAUGGGUGGUGCUGUUAUCAAGAAUUAUCAUGAGAGAAAAGCAAACCACAAAGGUGUACGUAUCGCUCAUCCCCAUCAUUGGUGGAGUGCUGCUGGCCACAGCGACUGAGCUGUCCUUUGAUGUUUCAGGAUUAAUCAGUGCUCUGGCUGCCACGCUCUGCUUCUCUCUGCAGAACAUCUUCUCCAAAAAGGUAUUACGUGACACACGGAUCCACCACCUGAGGCUCCUCAACAUCCUGGGCUUUAAUGCGGUGAUCUUCAUGCUGCCCACCUGGGUUCUGGUGGAUCUCUCUGUGUUUCUCGUGAAUGGAGACCUGUCGGACGUGUCGGGGUGGUCUGGUACCUUUGUCCUCCUGCUCAUCAGUGGCUUCUGCAACUUCGCCCAGAAUGUCAUCGCCUUCAGCGUGCUCAACCUCGUCAGCCCGCUCAGCUACGCCGUCGCCAAUGCCACCAAGAGGAUCAUGGUCAUCAGCAUCUCACUGCUGAUGCUGCGCAACCCAGUCACCCUCACCAACGUCUUGGGUAUGAUGACGGCCAUAGUUGGGGUCUUCCUCUACAACAAGGCCAAGUAUGACGCUAACAAGCAGAAGAAGCUGCUGCCGAGUUCCAAGCAGGACCUGAUGUCCUUUGACAACCCGGCGCUGGAGAAGAUCCAGGCCAACGGGUCAGUGCCUUUCUCCCAUGGCUCAGAGCAGCAGCAGCAGCAGCAGCACAGCUGGAACAACGUACUGACCGACCACUUCCAGUACAGCCGGCAGGCCUACACGACAAACUACAGCAGCAACCACCAGUAUGUGGUGUAAAGGAGGAGUCUGUCCUCGCUCUGGGUCGCUGUCAUAGACAUUACUGUUACCGCCCCCCCUCCACCCCCCAGCAGCGGGUCUUCUUCCGCUCCACUUCACACUCGAGACUGAAGGCAAGUGCUGUAUGGUUUGAUAGGAAGAAUGAGGCGGUCAUGAUCGACCAGUGACGUGAUCUCUCCCACGUCCCUCCCUGUCUAAACUUCACUUUCUGACACCUUCGCCGUAUGUCAUUGCUUAUUUAUUACUUUGGUACGGACUGUAUGGGAUAGUUUGGGAGAAAACAAAACUCAUAUCAGGCAUUUUGGUGAAGGAUCAAGCCAUGUUAUCCAGACAGAGAAAUGCCACAGCAGGUGGACAUUUGAAAGGUAGUUGAUCAGUGAUUUACACCUCACUGUUUGGAAAUGUUUGAGUUUUGUUUUCACAACCAGCCAUACAUUGUUACAUUGUAUUUUGUUCACUUUCAGAGGAAAGGAUGUCAGCUGUAAUUAUUUACUGGAAACAUGCACCCAAACAAAAGUCUGUCAUGUUAUAUUUUGUAACAAACGCAGUUCAGUGGAAGGGCUUAACAUUUUUGCUUUUAGGCAUUUCAUGUUUAGCAUUGUCAUUUUUUUUCAUGAGGCAUUUGUCAUGAUGUGAGGAGAAACUAAUUGUUUAAAUUGUCCUCGGUGAAUAAAUUGUCUUCCACUAUUCAGAAGCUUGAGGCAGAUGGAAUUUGUUUGUGGACAGUGGAGGAUUUUAGGUGACACUCACCUAGAAAAGUGGUUUUGUAGAUUUUGUCUGGUGGUACAAUAAUUUGAUCAGACUUUCACCAGGCGUUUUGAGCUUUUAAUGACUCAAUGGAGCAAUGUCAGUCAGUUUAGCACGUUGGUCCAGGCUGAAAUAUCUCUGAAAUGUCAUGAUCCUCAGAGGAUGAAUCCCACUGACUUAAAUUCUCCCUUGACUUUUCAUGUAGCAACCAUCAGCUGAAAAUUUCAAUACUAGUGUCUGCCGUCCUAUACUAUACUGAAAUCCUGCAAAACGAAUGACAUUCCCUCCCUCAGCCUCAGCUCUACUAUGUUUAGUUCUGAUUAACAAAUGCUAACAUGCUGAAAAUUCACUGCAACACAGUAUCUGCACCGGCUUUAAAGGGUGCUUCAAAAGUACAAGUGCCUGAUGAAGAAAAAUGCCCAAAUUUCAACAUGAAUUCAUUGUAUCUGCAUGAAGCUGAUGCUUGUAAAGUUGUCACUCAUAAAUAGAUUAGUAAAAUUUCAGCCAGGCUUGUUGUCAGGAAGUGUUCUGAACUGCCACUGUUGAAAACUUUCUUUUCUGAGAUGGCUUUACAAAACACACUAAGUGUUCUUGUCUUUGAAUUGAGACAAAUUUCCCUCAAAACCAAGAGGGAGACUGGUUCUGUCACUUAGAGUCAAUGACCUCCCUCACAUCUGUCCUGUUCCCCAAGGUAACAAAGACAUUAUCAUUUGUUAUCAUUUAUCAUGGGGCAUUAAUGUAAAAUGUAAAAAGUUAGCUUAAACUUGGAUUUACCAAAACAAAGCAUCCUUGUAAUAUGGACUACAACAGCUGCAUACAUGCUUGUGUUUCAUCUUCCCGGGGGAGUCUAACCACGUGAAAUGUAGUACAGAUGUUAAAAUUAAUUAUUUUGCUGUUAUAGCUUCAAGUUGAAGAAUCAAUUUAAAACAAAGGAUGGUAAUUUUUUUUUAAUUGAUUAUUUGUAUUUAUUGAUCUGCAAAGCUUCUCAGGCAGAGUGAGAUUUUCUCUCCUGUCAGGCGAUUUUUCAGCCUGAACCAAAGCUGCUCUAUCAUGUUUAUGUUUUUUUAAACAGAUGCCCGUGUCGAGUUUGAACAUCAUGAAACAACUAAAUGUGUUAUGCAGAUUGUGACCGUCUGUCAAGUGACUUUAUAGUCCUGCUGUUUUAUUUAAAACAUUAUCGUCACAUUGGUGUCAGACAGUCACUGGACAGACUUGAUUUAAACUGAGACAUGCAUGAAAUCAGAGUUUUGGUUGUGCAAUUAAAGAUUCAGCUGUAAUUUCAGUUGGACCUUAGGCUUGAUUAUCAUUAUUGAUUACUAUGUUGAUAAUGAUAAUCAUCUAUUUCUGAAAAGCCUUUUUACUGCUUGAGGAACUAUUUCAUUUAGGAAACAUCUGUCACUUGUUUUUCUUCUAGCAUGACUGCUUCUGUUAUCUCUGAUGCACACCGGGCAUCACACUGCAGCAAUAUAAAGUUUUCAUGUUCUUUUUUUUGUGGUUUAACUAUCUCUGCAUUUGAAAUCAAUGUUGUAUAUUUUGGGGGACAACAUUCAUUUAAUUUUUGUAAAAGUGCCAUUUGUAGCCUGUGAGCUCUUCUUUUUAUUUCAGCUGUAGUUUCUGGAUGACAUGGGUGAGGGAAUUGUGCAGUUAUAUUGCAUUACUAUGGCUUUGUUUAGUGUACUAUGUUUGCCUUUUCCGAUCAUUUUAAAACACUGUCACAGUAUUUAACGUGGAGAAAAAUCCCCAAAUGAUCCUGAAUAGAUCUCUGAGGGGGCGGUGCACUCUGGGCUUCCCAGAGACAGACUAGUAUCAAUUCUUGUCUGUUUAUUCUUUUUUGAAUGGAAACUAUUUCUUCUGAAAUAGUUUGUAGUUGCAUAGUUUGUAGGUUCUUGGGAACUCAAAGAUGCUCUGGUUUUCUCCAUAAGGGAGAAACCAUCAACGCUUCGGUAGGUAACCAAACAUCCUGUCUUUAAAAAAUAUGUAAAGUUGGCUGUUAUUACACUGAUUGACCACAAAAGUAGAAACACUUGUAUGAUGUAAUGUGAACUUUAACAGACCAGAUGCAAUGAAUAAUUUGUACCUUACGCAAAAAAAAAAUAUUUUUCUUUUUGUUAAGACUGCUGCUGUAGUUGUUUGUGUUGACAAUUGUGCACUUUGAGGCUGUUGGACUGUGUUGAAUGGAAACAUGUAAGCAGAAAUAUCCUUGAAAUAUAAUGCAGUCUAAUACAGCACCACAUAUUACAGCCUCACAAAUGACAAAGGAGUUGAAUCAAAACGUUACAGACGAUAUCGGCAUCAAUUAAAAUGAUACAUUUCAUAAGGUCAGCAUUUAUCUGCUGCAAUGUUUUUGUUUCCAGCUACGUUUUUUUUUUUUUUUUUAACUGUUCAUUACAUUUCUAAACUAUGGAUUAAAUUACUGUAUGUUGUGAAAGUUUUUUGCUCCAAGUGCUGAAAUCGAAGAACUACCACCCAACUUUUCAGCUCCACAGAGCUUCAUACUCUCUCUGAGCACAUUUUUGUUUUUCAGUCACAUUUACUGUAUAUUUCAGUGUAGCUGCUCUCUCCAGCUACAACAGCUGGGAUAAACCUAAACAGCAGACUAAUUUACUCACAGUGGAGCAUUUAGAAGUUGAAAAGUUGCUAAAUGAGGAAUAAAUAUCAUGAGAGAGACGGAUACAUGCAAGUAUUUAUCAUUUAACUUAAACAUCUUCCUUAUUUCUACCACUGUCAUAUGAGGAUACCAAUGCCUGAAAAAACACUGCUGUGUUGAAUACCUGUCCUGAUAUAUUGCAAAACACUAAGCACCAGCUGUCAGUCAAGACGAUGCACACACAUGACUUCAACUAGUUUUCUACCACUGGUUCCCCAGAAACAUUUAAAACACAGUCACAUGUGAGAAACCUGUUUUAUAGAUAUCAAGAGGAACAUUCGCCUCCUUUAAUCAUCACAAUUACUCUAAUACAGAGUUAACCUCAAAUUAAAAUUGUCUUGUAAUUAAGACAUAGAAUAAUACUUCAUCUGCAUGUCAAAGCAGCAGAAAUGUGACAUAUCGAGCUAGCUGCGAGUUAAUUCUACUAAAACAUAGAAAAAAUUGCAGAUGUACAUUGACAAAUAAUUUCAUUUCAUGUUUAGGAAUGUAAUACUCGUGUAAUCUGUGUAUCAGAGUCUGCACUCAUUUCCCCAAAAUGUUGAAUCUAGACUUUUGGAUGUAGCAGGAAGUAAAGCUGGUGGUCUAGUAUCUUUUCGAUGCAUUUUUAGCCCGAGUACAUUGGGAGAAAGGAAUAAUAGUACAAGCUACAUUUGAACCUUUUGUGGUUAAUCACACUGUCUACUGCUGCAGCUCAUGUUUUAGCAUUUUGAAUUUUUUUUUUUGUCUUGUUCAUGUCCUCCCUCGUGUUGCCAAAAGCAAGAGUGUAACUAUUGAUGCUGAUGCUCUAUAGGAAGGAGGCCUUGCUUGCUGGUCGACAGGAUGUCAAAUCAGUAAAUUACCACAUGUAGGACACGUGUUGCAAUUUAUAAAUUUCCUCCUGAUUUUGUUUUUCCAGUGUCAUGCUGGCUGUUUUGUUUCUGUACAGUGGGCUAACUCUAAAUUUAGGGAACUCUUGAUUUGGAUGUGUGCUCUUCGCUGUAAAGCUUUUCACUGGGAUGUAAAUGUUAACGAAUGGAGAAAGAGUAAUUGUACAAUUAUUAUUUUUGUGCGUCUUUAAUGGAUCUUGAGACAGAAUUUUUACUUAACCGAUGUUUAUAGAUUUUUUUAUUUAUGGUGUCAAGGUAUGAAAAUGUUGUACAGAAGUGCAGCUAUGCACAGUCUUGUCUGUUUAUGUUUAGUAAAUGCUAUUUUUAAAUGUUUGGGGGGGAAUAAAUGCAUUAUGGAAUCCUGAA
This is a messenger RNA of Seriola aureovittata, 5879 nucleotides long. RefSeq names its product solute carrier family 35 member E1 (gene slc35e1). NCBI's taxonomy places the organism in Eukaryota, Metazoa, Chordata, Actinopteri, Carangiformes, Carangidae. Gene Ontology annotation, molecular function: antiporter activity. The transcript is spliced from 6 exons. Gene Ontology annotation, cellular component: Golgi apparatus. Bases 105 to 1253 code for a protein of 382 amino acids. The record is from RefSeq and is a predicted model, not a curated record.